GCCUCCUGCCACCAGGAGCUGCCCAGCUCUCUGGGGAGAGGUUUGGCUGCAGGAGGUGCCAAAGGCUGGGGUUGCUCUCCCUGUUCCAGUCCUGUUUAACCCUUGGAUUGGGAUGGGCUGGCACCGAGGGGUGGCAGAUUCCCACAGAGGAAUCUGCCCCAGAGGCCAGAGGCAGGGAUUGAUCCCUGCAAGAAUUCAGGGUUUGGUGCCAGAGCAGGACACAGGGAGGCUUUGCUGUUGACCAAGGAAUUCUGUGACUGUGACUGAUUCCCAAGCCAGUUCUGGAAAGGACUGCGAUCCAUGUCAUAUAAAAUGACAAAAUUAGUGACCUGGACAGAAGAGGAAGUCAGCUGCAGCUGAUCAUAGUGGCUCCUUCUGCCUUUAACAAUUUCAUUUUCACUUCUGUUCCACACCUUCAGGGAUGAGUAACUUUUUCUCCACUAUGCCACUUGUCAAGAAGCAAGCGAGGGAAGGCAGCAGAGGAAAUCUGGGGCUGCUUACUCAGUAAGGCAUGAAGAUAAUGGCUGUGUGAUAUUUGCUCAAGAAAACCAAACGAGGCUCCUUGGAGCUCUGCUUCCCUUCUUGGGAAAGCACAGAAACCCUCAGCUGUUGGAUGUGGGAUGUGAGCUGGCAGCAAUUUCUCCUUGCCACAGUGGGACUGUGAAAAACCCUUCAUUCUCUGCAGGCACCAGGGAUUCUGCUGCAGGCUUUGGGGUGGCACUGGAGCUGGGACCACACUCCUGUGCUCAGGCAGCACAAGUAUGAGACCUUUGGCUUUGUUUUUGAGCUGGAGCCUUUCUCUUUCACCCCAGCCUCUCAAUUCAUCUCACUGAUGCCAAAGACUUGCAGCUCUCACUCUUGUUAUUUCUCUCUCUGUCAGGAGGUGAAGAUUUUCCGUGCCUUAAUCCUUGGGGAGCUGGAGAGGGGCCAGAGCCAGUUCCAGGCUCUCUGCUUUGUGACCCGGCUGCACCGCAACGAGAUCAUCCCCAGCGAGUCCAUGGCAAAGCUGCGGCAGAAAAACCCCCGGACAGUGAGGCAGGCAGAGGAGGUGCGAGGUUUGGAGCAUCUCAGCAUGGACGUGGCUGUGAACUUCAGCAAGGCAGCGCAGCUGAGCUCCCACAUCCACAACGUGUGCGCAGAGGCCAGGGAGGCCAUUUACACCCGCGAGGAGGAUGUCAAGUUCUGGCUGGAGAAAGGGGUGGACGGCUCCAUGUUCGAGGUGCUGCCGCAGGGCUCGGACCUGCCGGAGCUGCAGCGCUGCCGGCUGUGCCUGGACCGCUGGAAGCCCUGCAUCUGCAGCUACUCGCUGAGCAUCGAGUGGUACCCCUGCAUGCUCAAGUACUGCCGGAGCCGCGACGCCGGCGGCAAGGUGUCCUCCUACAAGUGCGGCAUCCGCAGCUGCCAGAAGGGCUACACCUUCGACUACUACGUGCCUCAAAAGCAGCUCUGCCUCUGGGAUGAGGAAACCUAGAGCCAGGCCAGACUUCCCAGGGGUGGCUCCUCUGCCCUGGCAGGGGGCUGGCUGCUCCGAAGAAGGAAUGCUGUUCACAGUGGUGCCUUGUGCUCUGUGUGUGUGCCUUUCCUCGCCCCGUGCUGUGACAAGCAGGCUCAGCUGGCUGGGUGGUGAUGCUCUGGCUCCCCGGAGCAGGAGAUGCAGGUUUUGGGGUGAAGCACAGGGAAAGGGGUGUGCUGCCCUGCUCUGGAGCUCCAAGGGGCGCUUCCCAGCCUCGAGCUGAGCGGGCAGGGCAAGGAUCUUGCUGACCUGGGUUGCCAAACAUGUCUGCCACUGAAGAACCCCCUUCGCUGCCUUCACCACCUCCUGGUGACACAACCACGGGGAAACAGCUGAAUUUUGGGACCACACCCCUGAACAAGGAAGGUUUGAAGCCCACCCAAAGCAAGAACCUGCCUGUAGCUUUUUCCUAGUGCCUGACUGGCUGUUUUAUCCCCCCGUGGAUGGAAGAUACACUGGGGGAUAUAGCCCAGCAUCCUGUGCCCCUAAAGGGCUGGUAAUUAGGGCUUGAAUUAAUCCCUAUCUAGACUAGUGAAGGCCCAACUUUUUGUGUUGGUCUUGUGACUGUUCCACUAAGAAAGAAACAUCUAGAGACUCGUGACUACCAGCCUGACCCUGUGGUUGCAGGGGGAGAGGAGGAUGCCAGGUGGGUUUUGAAGAAGACAGGAUCCUACAUCCACAUCCAGUUUUACAUCCUGCUCUGCCAGCUAUUCACAAGAAGCUCUUAAAUAACUGUACUGCUUUGCUGUGCCUUGGUUCCCCCUAUAUGUUAAACAAGGAUGACACUGAAGUUGUCCUUGGCUCUGGAAUAUUCCUGGAGGGAUCAGACAAAAAGCGCUGGAAGUGCUGCUUGGUUCUGUGUCCUCUUCCACUCAAAUUAGGACAAGCACAGAGGGGAGAGAAGCUCUUGGGGUCUUUAGGAACCUCCUGUGCCUCCUGGUGAAAAGCCUUCACAAUGUGCCUUUUUGCCUAAAAUACAGGAAUUUUUG
This is a messenger RNA of Cyanistes caeruleus (blue tit), 2502 nucleotides long. Lineage: Eukaryota; Metazoa; Chordata; Aves; Passeriformes; Paridae. The record is from RefSeq and is a predicted model, not a curated record.